AUGCAGACGAUGACAGCGACAAGUCCCAAGAUCCUUACCACUACGGCCAUUGAAGACGUGCCUGAGAUCAUCAAAAAAUACAUCUGGCACGCCGUGUUUCGCGGGGACAGUUUGGUUGCCAGCUGGGCGCCUUGGAACCACCAUCUGGACUGCCGCGUCCACUCCCAGACAAGGGGCUACCGGUUAGGGAGACGGAUCCCCUCGACAGCCCUCGACAGCCCUCGCCAGCUUCUUGUUACAGUCACGAUAUACACACUUGCUGACCUGCAACGCAUACUGCUCGUGGCGACUUUCGACCUCGGUCAACUCGACGACGUAUCAGAUGGGAUACUGGAGGCGCACGAUCAGCUAGCAAGAAUCCUGUCCGCGGUCGAUGUACGAAGGGUUCGUCUGGAACUGGCGGUCAAGGACAUUGAGGCUUUCAUCCGGACCCUGGAGUUGAUGACAGGCGUCAACACCGACGCUCAUGAUGCCGAAAUCUUUUGGUCCGCCGUCUGGCACAGAAAAAUCGCAAAGCGGCGCGUCAAGGCGCUCAUGGCGGAUAUACUGGCUCAACUUUACAUGGCUUCGUGCCCGUGGUGGGUUGCAUUCAGCCGACCACGUAAGGAUGAUCUGACCCCUAAUGAGGCCUCGUUGCCGAUUGAGUGGUCGCAGCGGUCUGCGUGUACAUGGCAGGCUCUCUCAGCUGAACAGCAGACCAUCAUCAGGGCCAAGGUCAGAAACGUGGAGCAGCUGGAUUUCGUGCUUCGCAAGGUUGAGCAGGACGGAGAUGGAAUGGUGCCGAAAUUAUAUCUAUUGUGA
This is a messenger RNA of Colletotrichum truncatum, 801 nucleotides long. Lineage: Eukaryota; Fungi; Ascomycota; Sordariomycetes; Glomerellales; Glomerellaceae. The record is from RefSeq and is a predicted model, not a curated record.